Messenger RNA from Aspergillus uvarum CBS 121591, 1788 nucleotides. RefSeq lists its product as uncharacterized. The record is from RefSeq and is a predicted model, not a curated record. The transcript has 3 exons. Bases 1 to 1788 code for a protein of 595 amino acids. Gene Ontology annotation, biological process: proteolysis. Gene Ontology annotation, molecular function: cysteine-type endopeptidase activity. Lineage: Eukaryota; Fungi; Ascomycota; Eurotiomycetes; Eurotiales; Aspergillaceae.
AUGGAGUCAUCCUCGGAAAGGUCCUCGAGCAAGCGAGCGCUAUUGAUCGCAAGCCCGAUACACGGUUUGAGGGGUCCUUUGAAUGAUGUAGAAACCAUUGCCCGUGUUCUCGAGAGACAAAGUUUUCAGAUAAUUCGAUGCUGUGGCCCCAACGCCACGCGUAACGGGAUCCUGACGGCAUGGCGCAACUUGAUCGACACAAGCACGACUGGCGAUGCGGUGACCAUCUACUACUCCGGCCAUGGUGGCCUUGUGAAGAGCUCCGAACCAGAUACGGAUAUCCAUCGGCCGCUACAAUUCAUCCUACCCUUUGACUACGAUAAGAGUACAGACGAUGACUUCCGGGGCAUCUUGGAGAUUGAGUUGUCGCAUCUGCUACUGGAGACCACCGAGAAAACCGACAAUGUCACAAUCAUCCUAGACUGCUGUCAUGCCGGGCGGAUGGCUCGUCAUCCCAGACAUGGCAGACGAGCAAAUCCCAAGAGGAUCGCCGACGUGCAGUAUCGCAACCUCCGGCAACAUCUAACACAGCUCCGGCAGAGUGGGCACCUUGCACGCGAAUUGGACCCCUUUGGGAACCCCAACGCUGUGCGUGUCAUGGCGGCGGCUGCCACCGAAACAGCCUGGGAGUGUGAAGGCCCCGAAGGCGAGUGGACCGGCGCGCUGACGAAUGCCUUAGCCUCUGCGAUUGACGAAGCCGGUCAACGACAGGUAUCUUGGAGAUCGACCCUGUUACGUGUGCAUGAGCUCGUACAUGUCCAGUUCCCGCAGCAGCACCCCGUCGCCGAAGGACCGGACACCCGCCUCCUGUUCGCGACUCAGAGGAUCGCGUCCAGCGCUGUGCUCUUGAAGAUGCAAGGCAAUGAUCCAGUGCUCCAGAGCGGUUACGUUUCAGGCGUUCAUAAAGGAGAUGUUUAUGUUCUCAUGCCCGCCGGCCACGAGGUUCCCGAUUCUCGAUUCAGAAUCGGAGAAGCGACUGUCAUUGCCCUGAAUGGUUUCAAAGCCAAGGUUACAGUGGAGCUUGAUUCCCCGGGCGACGCGACGCAUGCGGGACCCUCACGAAUGACUGAAGUAGCCGCCUCUAGCAAGCCGAACUCCUCCGAUUCUACACAUCCUGAGUUACCAGGAGCAAUACCUAGAUGGGUACUGAUGUGCUACCAGCAGCGUGGUGAGAACGGACACAAAUAUGCACAUGUGAGAGUCUGUAGGGGCGAUCGCGAUAGGCAAUUGUUUCAGAAGUUGAAGUCGGAAUACAGCAGCAGGCUCGACAUCCGUCGAUCCUUUCGACCCGUCAAACUUAUGCAUUUCACUCAGUUCAAGCCCGACUCAGGCGACUAUAUAGCGGCGAGGGAGGACAAUGUAUGGCCAGAGAACGGCAUUCCUGACUGGGACAUUCCAGAUUCAGAAUCACCGGCUGCUGCCAGGCUCAGAAAGAUUGCCACAGAUAGCAAGUACCUUGCCCAUCGCUUCAAUCUUUCCCACGAAAAUGACGGAUGCAUGAAAUGGAGAAAGCUCAAAUACGCGCUGAUCAGAGGCAUCGCAAGCGCCUUUCCGCGCGUACACGAUGCUGAAGCAGCACCCACUCACAUCGGCGAGACGAGUGUGAUUGAGACCAUACCGAAGAGAUUGAGGAAGGAGAUUCAAUAUUCUCCGACAGGAAAUCCACCCAGCUGGGGGCUUAUUGUCGAGGAAGACGUGGACACAUCUGUCUGGAAAAGAGCUGUCAAGGAGAAUCUUAUUCGACCGCGACCGAAUCGGCCGCUAGGCCUUAUGAGAUUGUACUUCUAG